GUCACAGAGCACUGGCCGGAGGUUGCGCAUCUAUUCCACUUGGGGGCGCUAGACUCCCUUGAAAGUGGGUUCACUAUCUUCGCAGUGGUGUGUGAAAGACAGUUCAGCUCCUGAACCCCACAAUUGUUCAACAGGCUUUGGUGCCUGGCCGGUUUCAGAAGACAGAAUCUUGACAACUAGGACACAUUUUCUUCGGGCACUCAUAUAUAUGACCGAGGCAACAGUGUUGUAUCUGGUUUAAACAGGCAAGAUCUUCAAACCCAGGCAGUGGGCAAGUAUGAAGCCUGAACACAGAAUGAUAGCCACAAGACAGCGGACCAGGAGUGCUGUGGCCUACCACACCAGGUCUAUAGCCAUGAAGAAGAUGAUGACUCUGAAGAAGCUGAGCAUGCCAUCCCUCCAGAAGCAGAGGAGAAAGAAUCCUUCUUCCCAGGCCCUGAGGAACAUUGUUGGCUGCAGAAUUUCUCAUGGAUGGAAGGAUGGUAACGAGCCUGUCACCCAUUGGAAAGCCAUCGUUCUAGGUCAACCGCCAACAAACCCAUCCCUCUAUCUGGUGAAAUAUGACGGAAUUGACUGUAUCUACGCACUGGAGCUCCGCAGUGAUGAGAGGAUUUUAAACCUUAAGGUCUUGCCUCACAAAGUCGUGUUUCCUCAGGUGAGAGAUGCCCGCCUCGCCAGCUCCAUUGUUGGCAGAGCUGUAGAACACAGAUUUGAGGGCAAAGAUGGCUCUAAGGGUAACUGGAGGGGGGUGGUGCUAGCCCAGGUGCCGAUCAUGAAGGCCUGGUUUUACAUAACCUACGAGAAGGAUCCGGUCCUCUACAUCUAUCAGCUCCUGGAUGACUACACAAAAGGUAACCUCCGCAUCCUUCCAGGGACUCCUCCGGCAGAGGUGAGGUCAGAUGCUGACAGCGACAUCUUGAUAGGUAAAUUCGUGAAGCACACCAGAGGCGACGGGUCCAAAAAGAUCGGCAAGAUUGUUUGCCAAGUUCUAGCCAAGCCUUCCGUGUACUUUAUCAAGUUUGAUGGUGACGUCCAUAUCUACAUCUAUAAUCUGGUGAAAAGAUCCCUUAGGGUGAAAUUCACAAAGUGUGGGGACGUAGAUGGAUAACUUAUGGGAAAAAAAAAAUAAAUGUUUUCAAGUGUGUUGGGUACCUAAGGGUCUUUGACAACCCCAGUACCUUUGCCAAUGGAAUUUGUUUUGCUCUAAAAUUUAAAACGUGUGUUAUGACGUGCUGUGUGUGAACACUUUGGUGGAAGAGAUGGGCUAUGGUGGAAGGAACAUCAAAGGAAGAUGAAAGCAUCAACUCAGGCUAUGAACAAUAAGUAAGCCUAAUGUCACACAGGCGAAAAUGGAUGGGACUUAGUUGCUCUGGUCUGCAGGGAAAGCAAAGAACUAGAGAUGGGACUUGGAGGAGUAGGGAUGGCAGAAAAAGAUGGAUAUUUAGGAAGCAGGGGAGAGGGACCGGACAUAGGUGGACUCUCUGGGGUGAAGUCUGAGGGAGAAACAUACAGUUGGGGAAAGAGUGACAGAUAAAAGGAAUGUGGUCUUGGAACACAAGGGGAAACCCUAAUAAACUGAUCCAAACAGACUCAGAAAUCAGAGAAAAUCACGUUUCAUUUGACUAAUGAAACUUGUCUUUCUUUUGAAGAUUUAUUUUUUACUUAUGUGCAUGGGGGUAGGGCAUGUGCUUGUGAGUACAGAUGACCACAGAGACAAGAGUUGCCGGGUCUCCUGGAGCUGGCGUUCAAGGUGGUUGUGAGCCAUUGGAUGUGAAUGCAAGAAACCAACGCCAGGUCUUCUUCGAGAGCAAAAGUGCUCUUGACCACUGAGUCAUCUCUCUAAGCCCCUAAAGUCAUCUUUUAAAUAAAUUCAAUAUUCACAUGCAGAAGAGAGACCAGGAUGAAGGAAAGAGAGAUCAAAUUGAUGGUGAUCUGGGGAAAGACUAAAGGAUACAUAAAGGAGUAGAGAACACUGAGGGACGAAUGAAUUCCAAGAUGGAGUUCUCAAAAAGCGAAGCAGGAGACCCAGGAAGAACAGGAAGGUCCUGGAAAGAGUUGAACUUGGGCCAUAUCCACAUUGGCUUCUUUGGUUUCUUAACAAAUAGCCAGCCUAUCAUUGCCGAAGGUUGUUGUGAGAUGGGGGCUUUCCAGGAGGACAUUUUUACCAGGAUAACUCAGACUAGUGAAUCCAAAACUAAGUUUAUAUCUAUGAGACUCCUGAAAGCAUCGUAAAAACCAUUAUUUUGUAUGAUCACUUAAAAAAAGGUAAUUUAAAAGAGAAAAUAAGUAUGCUGUGACCUACUUUCAGGUGUUAAACGGAUCCUGCGUAGCUUCCCUGAGCACUCUUUGCCUCUGCUGCAUCCUGUGGUCUUUUUGAGGUCUCUGCUGGAUGCCCCAGAUGACCACCAAAACGCUCCCACACUGGCCUGUUCCACCCGGCUCUCCUCCAGCCAUAUGACUCCCUACACACCUAUGGGCCCUUUCAGCCUGUCUAUCCCCAGGAACUUCCUGUCUUUUACUCAUGUGUGACCUUAUUCUCAGAAAACACUAAAGGUGUCUCCAAUGUAGAUGUGCUGAGCUCUUUCCUAUGCCAGUUGUCUUGGCUUUCAAAUGCUAUGAGGUUCCCAACCACGUAGCUCGCUCUUCCUGAGGAGCCUCUGUGCUCCAUGAGGGUCUCCCUAGGCCACAUCUACACUCUUAAGAGUGUCGUUUGGGGGCAGCCUUGUCAUGGACUCAUUCAUCGCUGUUCCUUCUCUCUAGAAUAAGUUUCUAUGCUGCAGGACUUGAAAAACACUUUCUAUCAUUGAUUAAUUUUGUUAUCUGAUUAAUUUCUAUACUGGCUGGUUGUCUUAGUUAGGGUUUCAUUGCUGUGAAAAGACACCAUGACCAA
Mus musculus (house mouse) is the source of this 2890-nucleotide messenger RNA. Its product is annotated as predicted gene 4868. The transcript is spliced from 2 exons. NCBI's taxonomy places the organism in Eukaryota, Metazoa, Chordata, Mammalia, Rodentia, Muridae. The coding region runs from base 278 to 1108 and encodes 276 amino acids. The record is from RefSeq and is a predicted model, not a curated record.